This is a messenger RNA of Cinclus cinclus, 602 nucleotides long. RefSeq names its product cutA divalent cation tolerance homolog (gene CUTA). The transcript is spliced from 7 exons. The annotation marks the transcript as partial. NCBI's taxonomy places the organism in Eukaryota, Metazoa, Chordata, Aves, Passeriformes, Cinclidae. The record is from RefSeq and is a predicted model, not a curated record. Gene Ontology annotation, molecular function: copper ion binding. Gene Ontology annotation, biological process: response to metal ion.
CACGGCGCGGGGGCGGGGCCCCGCGGGUCACGUGGGGGCGGCGGCGGCGCGAGCGGCGCGCGGGGAGCGGAAGUGCCGGCGGCCGAUGAGAGCGGCCUGGGCUGCGCUGUCGCUGCUGCUGCUGCCGGGGCUGGGCCGGCGAGCGCCGCCCAUGGCCAGCGCUGCCCCGGGGACGGCGGGGGACGCCCGCGCGGCACCGCCGGGAACGUCACCGGAGCAGGGGACGCCGGGGGUGACGCCGGGGGUGACGCCGGAUACGCCCCCGGCAGCGUCUCGGCCGCUUUCGUCACCUGCCCCAACCUGAGCGUGGCCACCGAGCUGGCCAGGGCUCUGGUCCAGCAGCGUUUGGCCGCCUGCGUGAACAUCGUACCUGGGGUCACCUCAGUGUACACGUGGCAGGGGAAGUUGGAGGAGGACAGUGAGGUCCUGAUGAUGAUCAAGACCCGCAGUUCCCGGGUGCCGGCGCUCACCGACUUCAUCCGGUGCCAUCACCCGUACGAGGUCCCCGAGGUCGUGGCGCUGCCGGUGGCUCAGGGGAACGCUCCGUACCUGCGCUGGGUGGGCGACGCCGUGCCCCCCUGAACCCCCAAAACAACCCAGAA